AUGAUUAUAUUGAGUAUCAAUUUAAAUCAUUGUGCUCUAGCUCAGGCCCACCUCCAAGUUCUUGGUGAUAUCAUGGGUUCUAUCCCAGACAUUAUUUGCAUGCAGGAGCCCUAUGCUAUUCAGGACUCAUUAGCUUUUGUCAGCCCUGGCUGGAGAUUCGCCUAUUUAGACAAGGGUAGGACAGGUAUACUUGUUACUCGACCAGAUAUUGAUUUUACGAGGGACUUGGAAACAGACACUAUUACUGCCAUCUCUGUAUUUAACCGCGACUCUAAGAGAUUGGGUAUAAUCACAGUUUACUUUUCUGCUGCAGAGGAUAUUGACAGCCAUUUAUCGAAUUUAGAAACCAUUUUAACAAAAUAUGAAAGUUUUAUUCUGACGGGUGAUUUUAACUCUAAGCACACAUGUUGGGGCGCGGGAGUCAUCGACUCUCGUGGCCGACUUGUUUGUGAUUUUAUUAUUUCAAACAAUUUGAUUUUAUACAAUGAAUCCGACUCUGUUGCCACUUUCAAAUCGGUUGUUGGCGAGGGAUGGACGGAUUUGGUUCUUUCCUCCUCGGAUGUUUAUACUUGCUCUGGAAAGCUAGAGAUUCUAUUGGAUGAAAGUCUUAGCGAUCACCGUUAUGUACGCCUUGUCUAUGAUGUGGACUUUCAUAUAGAUCCCAAAAUUAACAUUUCCAGGGAUGUCUCAAGGAUCACAAGAUUUUGUAAAAGCAUGCAUAAAAAGGUACACGAUUUUAAAUUAGAGCUUGAUGUUUGCAGCAAUUCUAAAAGUCUUGAUUAUUGUACCACGAAAUUCUUUGAAGAUAUCUCUCGAGAUGUGGAAAAGAAAUUAAGGGUUGGACAUACCAACGAUAAAAACAUCUCUUGGUGGAAUUCCCACCUUACCUGUCUUAGACGUAAAAUACGAGCCUUGAGGAAAAGCUUCCAGACUCCUGGUAUUUUAGAAGAUGUCCGCCUAAAAAGAAAAAUCCUAUAUAAAAAGGAAUUAGCUAUUUAUAAGCGAACAAUUAGGAAAACUAAGUCUGAUACCAAAAGAAAAUUUUUUAUUAAUAAUGUCAACUAUUAUGAUGGUUUUUACCGCAUUGCCUCUGGUAAAACCAGACCUGCUUCUACUUUUAAUAAUCCUACGGGAAUUAGUGACUUGAAAGAACUAAAUCGUCAGACUAUUACUGGAGCCUUGAAAUUAGGCUGUUUUGAUAGCUUUGUCUUUGAAGAUGAGAGAGUCGUAAAUAAUGUUGAGCCCAUGAUUACAUCUGUUGAAAUCAGAUGUGCUGUUAACCAGCUGAGGAGACGAAGUGCGGCUGGUCCUGACUUUUUUAGUCCUAUUUUUGUACAGGUUUUUAUCUAUACAUUUUUAGACUUAUUUUUACAACUUUUUAAUUUGUGUUUUAAAUUUGGGACUUUUCCUCGUUGCUGGAAAUUGGGCCGAGUGAUCUUACUCCCUAAGCCAAAUGGAAAACUGAGACCAAUUGUACUCCUGAGUGUAUUUGGUAAGGUUUAUGAGAAAAUCAUAGUGGAAAGACUGAGACACUAUUUAAAUAUUAAUGCUCCACUUAGUCGGCGGCAAUAUGGGUUUGUCCCUGGUCGUUCUACGGACGAUGCUCUUUAUGAUGUUAUGGAUUUCAUUAAAACACAUAAAAAGACACAACACGUAGUUUUGGUUUCUUUAGAUGUGUCUUCUGCAUUUGACUCCGUACGAUGGCGUUCCGUCCUGCAGACCCUCAUUGCCCUAAAGACUCCAAGGAAUAUAGUACGGAGCUACUUUGACUACUUUGCUGGAGCGCAGGAUUAUUUACAAUGGAUUUGGAAAAAGAGAGGCUUUGAUUGA
This is a messenger RNA of Stegodyphus dumicola, 1830 nucleotides long. RefSeq lists its product as uncharacterized. The record is from RefSeq and is a predicted model, not a curated record. Lineage: Eukaryota; Metazoa; Arthropoda; Arachnida; Araneae; Eresidae.